Selaginella moellendorffii is the source of this 3016-nucleotide messenger RNA. Its product is annotated as chromodomain-helicase-DNA-binding protein 4. The transcript is spliced from 7 exons. The record is from RefSeq and is a predicted model, not a curated record. Lineage: Eukaryota; Viridiplantae; Streptophyta; Lycopodiopsida; Selaginellales; Selaginellaceae. The coding region runs from base 10 to 1758 and encodes 582 amino acids.
UUAGGGUAAAUGGCGCUUCCUUGGGAAUGGAUACUGGACAAACUCGCGCGGCAGCCCGAUGUCUCCACCGAGACGCUGCGAGAGCUCGCAGUGUACGUUCCCAAUGCUGCCGCGAUUCCAUCGCUGUGCAAGGGCCUGGCGCUGCGGCAGCUCCAAGAGAUGCUAGUCUCGGAAGAGAUUUUGGAUCGAGAUUGCGGCGCAGAGGAGCUUAUCUUGGCGCUGGCGUCCCCCGACGAAGAAGUUAGCGGCAUGCUUCAACUGAUUGGUGAUGCCAAUUCCAGGACCGAGUUGUUCCGGUUCGUCCAAAGGAAAAGGCAAGGCUUGGAAGCUCCUGUUCUAGACAAGAUUGCUGAUGACUAUACGAAUGGGCUUUACCCGCCUGUAGCAAGGUCGUUGGAGAAGCAGCAGCAGCAGCAGCAAAGAGGCAUGCCUCCAGUCGACGAAGAAAACGAGCAAAACGAUGGGGUACCACCGGAACGUUUGUCUCCGAGGCAUAUGUCCGUCGGGAGUGAGGACACCACAGUGGUGAUUGACGGAUCCCCGGACAAGGCAUUCAAAUCUCCCCCACGAAGAGGAAGCAUCGAUGAAGUGAGUUGUGAAGGUGAGAAGAAUAGUGUGGAGAAAAAUGGGACAGAGGAUCGCGCUGCACCCUCGGCUCCGCCAGUGCCAGAAAAGCACGCAAAAUUUCAGGAAGGGAGUUGCGAAGGUGAGAAGAACAGUGUGGAGGAAAGGGGGACAGAGAAUCACGCUACACCGUCGGCUCCGCCAGAAAAGCAGCCUUUCGAAGCUCCUAAGAUCAUUCACAGUGGGAAUGUCAGCACACGCAGGUCGAAGAGGAGGAUGCUAAUUGAGGACGACGAUGAACUAUCCCUUUCAGACGUUAAGCCGAAGCUCAAACAAAGAAAGGGGAUGCAUGAGGUAGAAGUUAUAAACUUGGACUCGGACGAUGACCGAGAGGGCUCAAAGGUGGUCGAGAAAGGUAGGCCUGCUGAAAAUGGCCUUGAAGAAGACGAGGAUGGCCGUGAAGGCUCGAAGGCAGUGGAUGAAGAUGAUCCUGAGGGCCCGAAAACAGUCGACAAGAAUGGUCGUGAAAGUUUGGAGACAGGAGAGAAGAACAUUGAAGACGGUCGCGCUAAAGACUCGGACAAAUGCUACAUGUGCGAGCUGCGAGGCAAACUAGUCCGCUGUGACGACUGCCCGAUUGCUCUUCAUCCAAAGUGCAUGGCAAGAGAGCAGAUUCGUGAAGGAGAACGCUGGUCCUGUCCGAAGUGUGUGUACAAGAAAGCCAUGGAAAAGCUUGCCAAGGCACAGUUAGAAGCUGACCGGGCUAAAGAAGAGCUUGAAAGCUUGACAGCAUCGUACCAAGUACUUAAGCAAGUAGAAGACAAGGAAAAGGAGAAACUGGUGGAACAUCAAGUUCAACUCAAAGUUGAGGAACCGUCGGGCUCGAAAGAUGAAGCUCACGCACGGAAACACCGUGCGAGAAGCAGCAGCUCGGAUGAAGAAGAUGACGAGGACGAUGACGACAGUGAUUAUCCACGAAAAACGAAUUCCAAUGGAAGAGCAUCGAUUCCUAAUGUCCGUCGCAAGAAGAUGGUAUGGAACUCACUGGAAGAAGAAACACUCAGGAAAGGCUAUCAGCAGUACGGCUCCAGGUGGACAACGAUACUUCAAUUCGGCAUGGGAAAGUUUCAUCCCAGUAGAACAGGCCAAGAUCUCAAGGACAAGUGGCGGAACAUGAAAAAGAAGAGAGCGUAACUUAUUUCUCCGGCUGAGCUGAGCUACACGUUGCCAAGUUUGCAAACCUCCGAGAAGUCGAGAGGGGGAUCCAGGUACUUCCCAGUGAGCAGGGCCUUGGACAGGUGCUCGUAGAAAGCUUCGGUAAAGUGGAUGCCAUCCCAGCUGACGAACUCGGACGGCUUCAGAGUGGUGCUCUCGGGUUGGAAGUCUUUGCCACAGAGCUUGGUUGAGUUGAAGUUGUAAGCCCCGCCAGUUCCACAGCAAGCCGAGGUCUUGGUUUCGUUUCUAAAGCCUGCUCGACGUGAUCAUCUUAGACUUGCUCGAAGUGACAGAGAAACGUACCAAAGUCGGUGGGCCUGUCCAUUACGUCUAGAGUGAACUUGAAGGCAUCAGCAUAGAGGAGGAGGGUGUUCUUGAGCUUGGAACUCAAAUCCUGGACAAGCUUGUAGAGGGAGCGAUUGAAGGCCUCGGCAACUUCGUUAAGAGGUGACAGGCAUCCUCGCGAGUCCUUGGGCAGGUCUCCAAACACGCUAAGUAUCAAAGGCAUGCAUCCGUGAGGGAAAGAAUUCAGGACCAGGAUUUGGCUCGCACCGCUAUCGGACAGUGUCUGUUAUCAUCCGAGGGAGUCAAGAGCUUUUUGUGGUGUCAAAGGAAAGACGUACCUGGAUAGCGUGAGAAAUCGCUUGGACGACCUGUGGAACGAUCACCACUGUUACGUUGCCGGGGUCCAUUAGCUUCCGGAUGUAAGCACCGAAGAUAUCAUUGGUGCCGACAACGACGACGUGUAGUACACUGCGAAGUUUUCGAGGAAGCUUGGUUUUUCUAUCUGGCAGAGAUGGAAAGAUGAAACCAAGCUCGAGAGAACAGGAUCCUACCAUGGUGAUGGUGAGGCUUUCCAUACGCAUCCUUGACGAAGCGAAGGUAUUGAUCGACUUGGACAGGGAGAUAGAAUGGGACGACGUAACUCGUGUUCAAAGCCGUGGCUCCAGACACCGCAAAGACGAUCCCGUGCUCGUAGUUUGAGUUGAGGCUCUGGAGUAUAGGACCGGGCGAGCUCUUGUGCCGGAAAGCUUGAGCUGCCAAAGAAGAGAUUGGGAAGGAAGAACUAAGUAUCAGCAAUGGCAAGAACAGGAAAAAGCUCUAGUUCUUACCGAAGAAAUCAGUCACCAGGCGACCAUCAGAAUAUCGAUUCGAAGGCUUUCCAAAGUGUGUCAUUCCAUAUGGUAGAUACUCGGCCGCGCUAAUGAAUGGAGAUGCCGCUUGGGCGUUUCCAGUG